Molecule: messenger RNA, 915 nt
Organism: Ectocarpus siliculosus
Lineage: Eukaryota; Phaeophyceae; Ectocarpales; Ectocarpaceae
Source: the annotation of a GenBank genome assembly
AACGCCGCCUCACACACUCCACACUCCACACUCCACACCUACUUUACGGCCCCCCGAGUCCCGAGUCCCGAGCCCCGUUAUGUCUUUGACCCCACCAGCAUCGGCUACAACGCCAAUGGCGGCGGUGUCGCUUACUACCACGACACACAACGCGUCCGUCGGAACGGCCUCAAAACGGCCUCCACCCCCGUGUCCUUGGUCGGGACCAGCACAUCUCCAGUCGUUGCUCCUGCUGCAGAGGAGGCUGCUGCUGGAGCUGCUGGUGCUGCUGCUCACCCAGUGCCUCCGGGAGGCACACAAGCACCAACAUCUGGAGCGAUGGACAAGUUUGUGCAGCCAUAUGUUCCAGGGAGUAAUGAGGCUGCGCACAUCUUCGUCUUGGCGAACAAGCCUGCAGCCGCUGCCGCCGGUCGCCAGCGGAGGAGUGUUGCUGCGGCUCCGGCCACGGGAGCAAGUGACAACAGCACAGGCAAGCGAUCUCGAGGGGUGAACGGACUUUCGUCCUCCAACCCGAAAACUAUUUCGGCAAGCUCACGCUGCAGGACUUUUCCGGGUGAGGGCCUCGUCGUUUCCGCGGGCGCCCUCUACUGCGAACCGUGCGCCAAGCGCCUGGGGACUUGCCUCUCCACGAUCAGGGCCCAUUGUGGACUCCUGAAGGACGGUAGUCACAAGGCGGAACCCAACCAGCACAUGCAGAAGCUGGAGGUGCACUUGGCCGCAGAGUUCGAGGCGCCUAACAGGAAGACUCGCUUCACGCAGUACUGCAACAAGAGGCGGGCCGUAUACGGGAAGACCGUCGAUCCCGAGGUCAACGACAAGCGCUGCAAGUUCCGCUUCUGGUUCUGGUGCUUGCUCGGCCGCCUCACCUCCCAUGUGCCUCACCCCCCACCUGUGCUUCUGUUAUAUUCCAGCUAA